AUGGUGACAUCCCCGGCCAUCCUCUGCCUCGUCGCCUGGCUCCUGCCCCCCGCCGCCGGGCACCUCUGGGCAUGGAUGUUCUCCCUGCCCCAGCACCCGCCGGAUGCGGCCGCCCUGGGCAGAAACCCCGGCCCAGGGAGCAACAUGGAGGAGGUGACCCAGUGCAGCCCGGCCGCCCCCUGUGCCCAGGGCCACUUCUGUGACGAGCACUUCGGGCUGUGCCUGCCCGCCCGCCCCGCGGGGCAAUUCUGCCGCCGCGACCCCCACUGCGCCCACGGCCUCCUCUGCAUGUUCGGCAAGUGCCAGCAGCCCGUGCCCCCCGGGCAGGAGGGAGCCCGGUGCCAGCGGGACGAGGACUGUGGGGCGGGCGGCUGCUGUGCCCGGCAGCACGGGGAGUUCGUGUGCCAGCGGCGCCUGGCGCUGGCCCAGAGCUGCCACGUGCCCCCCGGGGGUCUCGCCUUCAGCAUCAACCAAGUGUGCCCCUGCCAGGCCGGCCUGGUCUGCCGGCCCAGCCCACCCGGGAGACAGAAGGCGUUCGAGUACCAGCUGGAGAAGAUGGAGUGGAGGUGCCGGCAGCCCUGAGCUCCAACUCCAUAUUUAUUCCCUGUAAAUAGCGUGUCCACGGCGUGUCCAGACCCGGCCUAGUGCCGAUAAACCCGGCCCAGCACCGUGCUGAGCCCAAUGGCUGCCGGUGCCCUGGCAGAGGGGGGGCCAGAGCCCCCUGACCCCCACAUUGGGUCUGUGCCCCUUGCCCGGAGCUGGGCAGGUCCCAGCUCCAUCCCAGCCUCACACCCUCCCCAGGCAGGUCCCAGCUCCAUC
This is a messenger RNA of Chiroxiphia lanceolata (lance-tailed manakin), 819 nucleotides long. RefSeq names its product dickkopf-related protein 3-like. Gene Ontology annotation, biological process: multicellular organism development; negative regulation of canonical Wnt signaling pathway. Gene Ontology annotation, cellular component: extracellular region. Gene Ontology annotation, molecular function: co-receptor binding; receptor antagonist activity. Lineage: Eukaryota; Metazoa; Chordata; Aves; Passeriformes; Pipridae. Bases 1 to 582 code for a protein of 193 amino acids. The transcript is spliced from 4 exons. The record is from RefSeq and is a predicted model, not a curated record.